Yarrowia lipolytica CLIB122 is the source of this 636-nucleotide messenger RNA. The record is from RefSeq and is a predicted model, not a curated record. NCBI's taxonomy places the organism in Eukaryota, Fungi, Ascomycota, Dipodascomycetes, Dipodascales.
AUGCCCUUUCUAUCUAACCAUCCCUGUGACUCCACCAGCUUUUCAGAGUUUUACGAGAGUGAUGAUAUCAGGGACGCUUUCUACAGCAAGCCCAAUACCAUCUUCAAGCGUGACUACGUCGUUGGGCUCAACAGAGAGAAGAAGGCCUGUCUUCAGGCCGAGAUAACCAAGAAAUACAACUCUCAAAAGACAGGACGGCUAGGCUACCUUCCUGUUGCCAAGUGGACAUGGUACGCCAUUCGGUACUGUGAGCUCUCUAGUCCCAUGAAUCUCCUUGCCGGUAAAGAGCUCUGCUACCGCAAGCCCCCCAACAAUGAAAACGUUGCCUUAGCCCGACCUACUGUUUCCUUGAAACGCAGCAAGCGGGUCAAGCGAAACAAUCGACCUGGCCGUCUGAGAGCCAUUGCUGUUAUGAUGGCCGAAAACAAGCAGCUGGAACGGGACUACACACUCUUUUCUCUGCCUGUGAACCUCUAUCAUUUAGUCGAGCUGGCCAGUGCACAUGAAGAGACAAUCACCAAAACUGCGGCUCAGCGAAAAGUUAUCAAAAGAGAAAAAGAAUUGCAACUCGAGCGAAAACAAAUGGAACACCUCCGGUCCUCUAAAAAGGAGUUCCUUGUUGAAGGUAUGGCCUAA